GUUGAGAAGACUGGACCCUGAGGAGGAAGACGACCCCUUUAACAGCUAUGAAGUCCCGCCAGAGGCCAAGCCGGAGAGCUUCCGCAGCGCGGGGGCCCACAGGCUGUCCUCCGACUCGGCCACGUUCAUGGAGUCUGAGAAGCAGGACGUGCACGCCUUUCUGCUGGGGAACCUGAGCAACGGGGGCGUCCUGGAGCUGAUGGUGUGCUUCCUGAAGAGCAUGGGCCUCAGGUUCCUGCUGCGCUGGCCGCCGGGCCUGGCGGAGGUCGUGCUCAGCACCUACCACAGCUGGCGGAGGCACAGCGCCAGCCUGCCCAACCCGCUGCUCAGGGACUGCAGCAACCGGCACAUCCAGGAGAUGAUGCUGAUGUCUCUUUCCUGCAUGGAGCUGCAGCUGGACCAGUGGCUGCUGACCAAGGGCCGGAGCUCUGCAGUGUCUCCUCGGAACUGCCCCGCAGGCGUGCUGAAUGGCAGGUUCGGCCCCGACUUCCCAGGGGCCCACUUCCUGGGGGACCUCCUGCAACUGUCGUUUGCCUCAUCCCAGCGGGACCUGUUUGAGGAUGGCUGGUUGGAGUUUGUGGUCCGCGUGUACUGGUUGAAGGCUCGAUUCCUGGCGCUGCAGGGAGACAGGGAGCAGGCCCUCGAGAACUACGCCAUCUGCACGGAGAUGCUGCAGAGCUCAGCCGCCGCGGGGGCCGAGCAGAGGGACGUGGCCAUCCGCCUGCCCAACCUCCACAGCGACUCGGUGGUCUCCCUGGAGGAGAUUGACAAGAACCUGCGGUCGCUGGAGCGCUGCCAGUCUCUGGAGGAGACGCAGCGGCUGUACGAGGCCGGCGACCACCGCGCUGUCGUGCGCCUGCUGCGCCCCACCUUGUGUACCAGCGGCUGUGACCGCGCCAGGCACCUGCAGUUCAUGAGCUCCGUGCCCGAGAGGCCGGCCCAGCUGCUGCUGCUGCAG
Messenger RNA from Capra hircus (goat), 958 nucleotides. RefSeq names its product calcineurin-binding protein cabin-1-like. Gene Ontology annotation, molecular function: nucleosome binding; protein binding. Gene Ontology annotation, cellular component: nucleus. NCBI's taxonomy places the organism in Eukaryota, Metazoa, Chordata, Mammalia, Artiodactyla, Bovidae. The record is from RefSeq and is a predicted model, not a curated record. Gene Ontology annotation, biological process: chromatin organization.